CUGACAUGGGGCUCCAUCCUAGGACCCUGAGAUCAUGACUUGAGUUGAAACCAAGAGUUAGAUGCUUAACCGACUGAGCCACUGAUACCUCCAAAUGAUUGUAUUUUUAUAAGGAAAUAGAUUUGUCACAGUGGACUUGGCAAACAGAAAAGGACAGUGAAAUGAAUCUGGAUGUACUGUAUAUAAAUUGUAUAACUUGCCGUGUCUGAGACGCCUGUUACAGUCAGUGCACUGCCAGAAGAUCCUGUCCAUGAGGGACUGUUGAGAUGUGGAAUUUUGUGACACAUUGUGCUGACAAUUUUUGUUUUCUGCAGAUGUAUAAUAUGAAUUAUACUUUCUGUAUAGCCAUAGAUAGAUUCUCAUUCCUGAGGUCUCUUGUAAUGGAGUAAGAGAGAUAUUUAUUCACCAUUGGGAAGAUGAGACAGUGAAAAUAAGAUAUUUUUUUUAAAUAAGAUAAUUAAAUUGAUUUCUCUGGGAAAUAACAAUAUCCAGAUUGAAGUUGGUUUUUUACACUCAUUUAUAUAUUUUGUAAAUAUUUAAGUCCCUUAGAUCCCAUCUUUCCUAUAUUUUCUUAUGACAAUCUACAUGCAUGCAGAAAACCUGAAGGGUUUGCUACACUGAAUGUCCGUGUACCCACCUGUGUGGAUGGAUAGAUGUGACGACGCCAGUACAGCAAAAAUGUGAACAGUUGGGUCACAUGUUAACAAGGAGAUUCUCAGGUAGAAAUAUUUUACCUUAGAUUUAUACACACGUAUCCACACACAUAUAUAUCCAAACACUUAUACACCUAAUCAGUUUACUAAAAGACAACUGGAAGUUGUCCUCUCAUGGUAGGUUUUCUGACAUUAAACUGUCUUGUCCAUUUCUGGGAUAAAGUCUACUUGGUGAUGAUGUUUUAUUAUUUCUUUAAGGUACAGCUGGAUUUAGUUUCCUAAUGUUUUAUUUAGGAUUUUUGCAUCUAGUUUUAUAAGUAGAAUUGACUACUGGUUUUCUUUCUCUCUCUCUUUUUUAAGAUUUUAUUUACUUAUUCAUGAGAGAUACAGAGAGAGAGAGGCAGAGACAUAGGCAAAGGGAGCAGCAGACUCCCAGUGGGGAGCCCGAUGUGGGACUCGAUCCCAGGACCCCCGAAUCAUACCCUUGAGCCAAAGCCAGACGCUCAACCAUGGAGCCACCCAGGUGCCCUGGAAUUGUGCAUUUUGACAGAUAAGGAAGAGUGGCAGGGGCCAGACUUGAGGGUAUACAGGCUGGAAAGGGAUGAAGAAGUGAAGUCCGAGGAAGCCCUGGAGCCUGAGGCGCCACGUCAAAUGAGGAGGUAUGAGAGGACAGGGCCCCUGUGGAGGAGGCCUGGGCUCCGGCCCACAGUCAAGCUCACUGCAUUGUCGAAUGGCAUCUCCGUAGCACAGGUCCUGGCUUCAUGGAAGCAGGAUGGGCUUUUACAAGUCAGACACCGAGAAGUCAGCCCAGGCAGCACAGGCAGCACAAGUUGAUCUGGAGAUGAGGUAACUUCCACUGGCCCUUGGGCAGAAUUUCACGGCAGAUGCCAGGCUGACUCUGGGGCCAUGAUGUUGCCUGGCCCUUCUGCCCACUGAGAGCAGGGCCAGGGGAUGGGUGUUGCCUCUGAAAGAGAGGGGCGACACAGAGACCAUGAAGGAACGGACUCAAAAUCACACAGUGGAAGGUUUGCCUUCUCCAGCUACUGACGGGCUCCAAGAAAAGGAAGGCAAGCCCCAAAUGCUGGUACCGGUUACACUCCGGGAUGUGGCUGUGGUCUUCACGGAUGAAUGGAAGGGACUAAGCUCUGAACAGAGGAACCUCUACAAAGAAGUGUUGCUAGAGAAUUAUAGGAAUCUGCUCUCGUUGGGUAAGGAUGUGUUCUUUCCUUCAUUAAUUCAGUAG
Molecule: messenger RNA, 1896 nt
Organism: Canis lupus familiaris (dog)
Lineage: Eukaryota; Metazoa; Chordata; Mammalia; Carnivora; Canidae
Gene: ZNF343
Product: zinc finger protein 343
Biological process (GO): regulation of DNA-templated transcription
Source: RefSeq, a predicted model, not a curated record